Molecule: messenger RNA, 1197 nt
Organism: Talaromyces amestolkiae
Lineage: Eukaryota; Fungi; Ascomycota; Eurotiomycetes; Eurotiales; Trichocomaceae
Exons: 5
Coding region: 1-1197 (398 amino acids)
Biological process (GO): protein dephosphorylation
Cellular component (GO): protein phosphatase 4 complex; nucleus; cytoplasm
Molecular function (GO): protein phosphatase regulator activity
Source: RefSeq, a predicted model, not a curated record
AUGAUACUAGACGAAGAUUUGCUAGAAAAGGUCGCCCAGGAUGGGUCUAUGAACUACGACCAAUGGCCUGAACAGUUAGAACCAUUGAUUCAGCGCCUCGACGAGAUUAUUAGCCAGUUUCCCAUACCGAAAGUACCUCCCGAAAUAGCAUCCUCCUACGCCUCCUCCUCUUACGCCUUCCACGACUCUCUCCAGAGCAGCAACAAGGAGAAUGCCCCUCCUUCYCCCGCCGCAACCCAGACGACAUACAACGGCGCUUCAACGUCAACAUCUGAAUAUGCCACGGCAAAUGAAACCAUAGUGCCAAACUCGCAACCUUCGCAACCCGACACGAACUCUUUACCUCCUCCACUCCUGUCUCUCAUUGACUCUAUAAAGAGUACCCUCCGAACGUACUUUGCGUCGAAACCACCGCAUACCGUUCAACGACUUGCAGAAUUGAUCUUGCGUCCUACGCGUCAGUAUCGAACACUCCCUGCAUAUCUGAGAGCCGUGGAUAGGGUAGUAUCGGUGUCCAGCAGUGCAGACAUAUUCCCACUUCCGCGAAUGGGAAUAUCCCCCGACGACGAGUUAGCGAAUGGGAUUACGAAUGGCGCACGAUCAAGUUUCAUGGUUACAGAUGAGUCGCUCGGCAGUGAUGAGUCACUAGGUGGAGCAUUAUUAACACCAAUUCCCUGGCUGAGAAAUCAUGACCUCGAGGCCGUGCAGGCCGAGAUGGUAGCACAAGGUGCUGUCCCACUCCGUGCAGAUGCCGCAGUAACGCAAGGCGAGCUCAUAAGACAGGAGCAAGAGGCUGGUUUGAUUGCUACAUCACAAACACCACACGUCUCUUCAAGAUCUCUAACCGAGAAAGAAGAAGAAGACGGCGAAAACUCGUCUCCUCAACCAGAAGAAAUCCCGCAUGCACGAGGGCCCUCCGUUCUCGGCGUCGAGGAUCUGGGCCUCCAGGAUGGCAAAGGCGUGGAAAUGGUCCUUUCGGACCCGAACAAGUCUCAAGAAGAAGAAAAAUCUGAGAUGGACGUGUCUGAUUCAAUCGUGGACUUGAUACCCGACGAAGUGGUCUCCGAAGCAGCAACGAAAGAAAAUGGUGCUGACGACGAGGAUAUUAUUCUAGACGACCAAGGUACUACUUCGUCGACAGAAACGAGCACGGAAUUAGAUACGGAUGCUACGAGAACACAGGACGAAACGGGCUGA